AUGAACAAGUUCGCCAUCGAGGGACGCAAGCAGACGGUUCACACCGUGCACUCCCUGCAGGCCACCGGCUUGAGCGACGGACUCGGCUGGGACGACGAGCUGGACUUCAACACCCAGGGGAGCAGCCAGUGGGACAGUCUCGUCCACUGGCAGCACCAGGAGACCGGCCUGGCCUACAACGGCUUCAAGCCGACCCAGGGCGAGCUCUCGGCAGCCUCGACGGCCGACAACAAGAUGCCGACCAUCGACCACUGGCACGAGCGGGGAGGGGUGGUCGGCCGCGGCGUCCUCGUCGACUACAAGGCCUACGCCGAGGCCAAGGGGAUCGACUACCACCCCCUGGACGGAUACCGCAUCACCGUCCAGGACAUCGAGGCCGUGGCGGCGCACCAGGGUGUCGCGUUCAAGCAGGGCGACAUCUUCAUCCUGAGGACGGGCAUCACCGCCAUCAUCGACAGACCCGAGCCGGCGGACAUGGCAAAGAUGGCGCAGAGGAAGCUGUCGGGCGUGCACGGCACGGAGGAGACGGCCCGGUGGUUCUGGAACAGGCACUUCGCCGCCGUCGCCGGCGACGCGAACGCCUUCGAGGCCCUGCCCCCGCUGGACGCCGACGGUGCCGAGGCGCCCAUGACCAGUCUUGUCUUGCAUCCCUAUUUUCUCAGCCUCUUCGGCAUGCCCAUCGGCGAGCUGUGGGACCUGAGCCGUCUCUCGGCCUACUGCAAGAAGACGGGUCGAUAUACCUUCUUGCUUACCUCUGCUCCGUUGAACGUCUCUUGCCUGGUCGGGUCUCCGCCGAACGCUUUGGCGAUCUUUUGA
This is a messenger RNA of Colletotrichum higginsianum IMI 349063, 816 nucleotides long. RefSeq lists its product as uncharacterized. NCBI's taxonomy places the organism in Eukaryota, Fungi, Ascomycota, Sordariomycetes, Glomerellales, Glomerellaceae. Bases 1 to 816 code for a protein of 271 amino acids. Gene Ontology annotation, molecular function: arylformamidase activity. The transcript has 2 exons. The record is from RefSeq and is a predicted model, not a curated record.